This is a messenger RNA of Halichondria panicea, 3891 nucleotides long. RefSeq lists its product as uncharacterized. The record is from RefSeq and is a predicted model, not a curated record. Bases 185 to 3703 code for a protein of 1172 amino acids. The transcript has a single exon. Lineage: Eukaryota; Metazoa; Porifera; Demospongiae; Suberitida; Halichondriidae.
GUUUUUUUACUAUUCACUUAACAAAUGAAAGUAAACGUACCUAGUAGUUUCCAUAAUGUUACACUCCAUUGGCAGCACAAUAGUUAUAAUUAUAUAUCCCAGAAGAAAACUGACAUCUUAGCAUUCGAACUUAAAGUGGAAUUUUGUAUAGAACACUGCAGAGAGAAUCACACAAGUUGACACAAUGACUAUAAUCAUGCUGUUCAUUGUUGUGUGUCUUUGCCUCACCUCUCAGCUGGUCAGCACUACAGAACACUGGCAAAACAUUGAGAUACUGUGUGCAGAGAAUGAAACUGACGAUGGACUACUGUCUAAACUGAAUAAUCUGAAUGGUAGUAAUAUCACAGUGACUAUCAAUUGCACAACCGUUAAUCUUACUAAUCCAGUUGAAAUCUCGAACAUCAAUGGCCUUCGUAUCAAAGGAAGUGGACAAACAACGAUUCGAUGUACAAGUUGUUUCGCGGUUGGUUUAAAUGCAACAAACAUCAGUAACCUUCAUUUAGAGAGCCUAAACAUACACAAGUCUAGUGUCAUGAUAAGUGAUUGCACAAAUGUCACCAUCAAAAGCGUAACAAUUGGCAACAGUACUGGUACUGGAAUGAGACUUCAUAACAACACGGGGACAAUCACCAUAGAAAACUGUACAUUUCGAGGCUGUGCAGUGGACUCUUCAAAGGAGUUGAAUCAAUACACUGGAGGUGGACUAGGGAUUAAACAACUUACAAAGGAAAAAACUUUUAUUUUACUAAGAAAUUGCAUAUUCCUAAACAAUAUUGCAUAUUUUGGUGCAGGAAUGGCCAUUAUUCUGAAGAGCACAACAACAGAUAUUGCUGUAGAGAACACAAUUUUCUGUAGCAACAUAGCUCAAAUAGGUGGUGGAGUUCUGAUUAAUAGACACAAGGGAAGCAACAGCAUAACUUUUAAAAACUGUUCAUUUGAAAACAACAAAGCUGUAGAAGGUGGAGGAACAUCAGUAAUACUUCGUCGCUCUGGGACCAACAAGAGUUCACUUAAUUUUAUGAGAUGUUUAUGGCUAAACAACUACAGACAGGCUAUAAAUCUAAGAAAAGAAGAGCCAAGACGGAAUCUUCAGUUCAUACUAGUCUUUGAUAACUGCAAUUUCACACGAAAUGGAAAUGUUACCAGAGAAAACGAGGAAACAAAUGCUUUUGUCAUCACUGACCUCUCAGUACAAUUUGUAGGGAUGACUGUUUUUGAAAGCAACUUUGGAAGUGCAAUUAAAGCUAUAUCAAGCACACUAAACUUCAAAGCUUUUUCUAGAAUCAAUUUUGUUGGUAACAAAGGCAUCAAGGGAGGAGCUUUGCAAUUGCUGGGACAUAGUGUGAUGAAACUAGAGGAUAGUGUAACUUUAGAAUUCAGAAACAACACCGCCAAAAAGGGCGGAGCUAUCUAUGUGGAUUCAAGUAAAUUUGUUCUAGUAGUCUUGCAGCAGCCAGCUUGUUUUUUAAAAUUGAAUAAAAGGAGCAACAUUUCUAUUACUUUCAGAAAUAACAAUAUUGAAGAAGCGGAAAAGGGGCACAAGGAAGACUCACUAUAUGUUAAGUCACUACUUCCAUGUUUACAAACAAAGACUACUCGAGAUGAAUUUGUAACACUGACACAUAUAAUGAACUUCGAUAAACAUAAAGUUACUGCAAUAGAACGUCAGUUUACAACUGCAGCACAUCAUUUUGCAAAGGAUGAUGAAGUUCAUAACCAUUCAGCAUGCCCAGCUUAUUUCAAUAACGAAAGUGAAUUGGUGAUAAAUGAAAACACCAUUGCUCCUAAGCAGCAAAUGUCUACAGACAGGUUGAUUGUUAUUCCAGGCAAAACAUACACAUUGAAUCUUAAACUAAUCGGUGAACUUUGCAUGGAGGUAUCUUUCCAUGUGUCUGUCAGAAUCAAACAUUCUACAAUGGGAACACUUGGCUGUGAACCAGUAAAUAUUGUAAUCCAUGCUAAAAGUAUCACAUUCUAUGGAUACCCACAAGAUAUUGGGAAAAUAGAGUUAGAAGACACAUUUGCAACUAUUGCACGUAUAACUAUUGACUACGAGAUUGAUGAAUGUCCACCUGGAUACACAUUUGAGUAUGGAAAUAGGAAGUGCAAAUGUGCUGAAAAGAAGUAUAUCGGAGUUUGGGGUUGCCAGGACAAAGAGUUCCGAGCCUGCGUUAAACAUGGAUAUUGGGUGGGGUACUCAAAUGACGAUAAUCGUACACAAGACACUUUAGCAAGUGCGAUUUGCCCACAAGGUUUCUGCAAAGAGUUUACCAGUAGGAACCAUUCAGCCACCGACUGUAAUGAGAAUCUACUUUUACCUCCUGAUAAAAGCGCAAAUAUAAGUUCAUAUGUUUGCAGUGAACACAGAUCUGGCAUAUUGUGUGGAGCAUGUAAAGAUGGCUAUUCUGCCCACUACCAUUCCAAGUUAUUCUCUUGCAAAUCAAAUGAUUCGUGCUGUUGGGGGUGGUUGUGGUAUAUUCUCUCUGAGUUGAUUCCAGUUACCCUACUCUUUUUAGUGAUCAUUUUCUUCAACAUUUCGUUCACAUCAGGACCACUAAAUGGAGUCAUUCUAUUCAUGCAACUAGUGGAUACACUGAAAAUCAAUGCUGAGAAUGCUAUCAAAUUCAAUGAAGAUCUAAAAAUAGUAUCAAAUUUUUAUAAGAUUGUGUAUCAGAUGUUCACCCUAAAUUUCUUUGUUCUUGAUGAAGACCUUUCAUUUUGCCUAUGGAGAGGAACAUCAGCUCUGGAUAUGCUUGCAUUCAGAUACGUUACGAUCACAUACAGUUUGCUUCUAGUCAUUGCUACGAUUGUUUUGCUGAGGAUGUGCUCUCCUAGCAGAAGAAUGCUAAAUCUUAAAAGAUCAAUUAUCCAUGGACUCUCAGCUUUUCUGGUUAUGAGCUACUCAGAAUGUACUCGAGUAUCACUGUCAAUAAUCACUGUAAGUACAUUACACGUUGGUCCGAAUUCAUCUACCGAUAGUUUACAGCGGCACGCUUUCUACAAUGGGCAAUACCCCUACAUGAAGAAAGAGCAUAUAAGAUACGCUCUACCUGCAAUUUUCUUCCUAUUGACACUGGUUGCAAUACCUCCUCUGCUCCUCAUCGCCUACCCCUUGUGCUACAAGCUGUUUGCUUUCUUUAGAAUAGAAGAAUCGAGGUGUGUGCAGAUCACUUGCAAGAUCUUUCCUCUUGAAAAAGCUAAGCCACUCUUCGAUUCCAUGCAAGGUGCCUUUAAAGAUCGUUUUCGGUUCUUCGCUGGACUGUACUUUCUUUUUCGGCUCAUAACUAAUUUGACUUUUGUCUACACCAAAACACUAAGAUCAUACUAUGCAAUAACUGGCAUUCAACUGAUAGGCAUGUGCUUUCUACAUGCCAUAUGUCACCCAUACAAGAAAACCUGGCACAAUAUUUUGGAUGCAACUUUUUUCUUACUACUCGGUGUUAUCAACAUGAUUACCUUUAAUAACUUUGAGCUCUUGUCAUCUAACAAAAAAUUAAAUGAUGUUCCUUACUUAAUUUCAGCAUUCUCCAACAUACAAUGCAUACUGAUACUGCUGCCGUUGGUUUAUCUACUUGCAUACACUGUGUACUGUAUAGCCAUCAAACUCAGUGGUAUUCAGAGAUGCAGGCUAAAAAAGCAGAAAGAACAUGACGAUUCAGACUACAUUUUACACGAGCUGGACACAAGAAGCAUUGACGAAUAAGCUAACUACUACUUUCCUUAAGAAAGACUAUGCAGCAAUAAAAAUAAAAAACAGAAACCAGAAACGUGUAUGUGAUAAAUGCAGUCCGGUGCAGUAGCCCAUGCGAUAAUUGUUGUUAUAGUUCACAUAAUUAUUGCACACUUUUUAGUAUAAUUAUCAGUUGAAUGACUAUUGCAUAUAGUCAUGCA